This is a messenger RNA of Solanum verrucosum, 642 nucleotides long. RefSeq lists its product as uncharacterized. Bases 1 to 642 code for a protein of 213 amino acids. NCBI's taxonomy places the organism in Eukaryota, Viridiplantae, Streptophyta, Magnoliopsida, Solanales, Solanaceae. The record is from RefSeq and is a predicted model, not a curated record. The transcript is spliced from 4 exons.
AUGGCUUCACAAGGAUUGAAGUACUUGUCUGUUCGUGAGAGUCACUAUAAUCUUGAUCUAAAUAGCAAUUGCUUUAAGAAUGCCAAAAAAUUGACAUACUUAUACCUUGUGAUUGAUAAUCCAAUACGUGUUGAUGAAAGAUUAACUUUGAAAAAGCUUAUUUUUAGCUCGCCUACACUUGAGACACUUUGUACAGUCCCAAAGGGGCUUCAUUAUACGCUCAACUUCUUGUGGCAUCUAAAGUUAGGUGUAAACUUCAACAAAUUGGGUCAGACUUGUUACACUCUGGAGUUGAUUAAAAGUUUCCCCAAUUUGAGUAAACUUGAGAUUUGGGACAAUGCUUUCGGUGACCCUGAUGAAGCAGUUAUGAAAUAUCUAGACACACCAUCAUGUUUGGACCGAACAUUCAACAAGCUUGAAGAUGUUUCCAUCCAUUUUUUUAGGCGUUCCAAAGCUGUACUAUCUUUCGUAAAGUUAUUGUUUGCUCAUGCUCCAUCUUUGUCAAGGAUGAGCAUUAAGCUGAAAAACGCUUCUAGUUCCAAAGAAGAAUUGAAUGUUGCUACAGAGUUGAUGUGUUUCCCCAGAGUAUCUCCUAAGGCAAAGCUAUUCUAUCAUCCAACAGUUGGAUUAAAGGCUGAAUGA